UUUAUAGAAAAAAGAAAUAAAAAUGUAAAGGAAAUCUCUUGUUUAUUCUCGUGUAUAUAUUGAGAAGAUACAUGCCUAUCUAUCAUCAUUUCGUUAGCAAAUUUCUCAAACUUUCUCUCAAGAUCUGAAACCACUCUGAUGGAGCAAAGUAAGGAGAAAAAUGCUCCUUGGUUAUCAGUGCCACAGUUUGGGGACUGGGAUCAGAAGGGACAAGUGCCAGACUACUCUCUAGAUUUCUCUAAAAUUCGGGAAAUGAGGAAGCAAAACAAGACAAAUAUUUCAAGGGCAAGUCUUGGUAAUGAAGAGGAGCUCAUGGCUUCUUCUGCCACUAACAAUACAAGCACUGUCCACAGUGAUGACCACCAGCACCCCCACUACCACCAAACCAACUCUCCAACUACAAGGAGGAGCUUCCUGAGCUACUUCAACUGUUGCAUAAAAGCUUAAUUCUCAAUGGAAUGUAGAACCUUUUCGUGUCUCCCUAACGCCGUGGACGGACAAUAAUUGUGGUUUUGAGCUUGGUGAUCAUUUACUUGGCACUUGUUUCUGAUUUAGGAAAACAAAUGUUUCAUUUAAGCCCUAAUCUUAAACAGUGAUUCUAUAUUACACUUGCGUUUUAGUUUGAAAUUUGUGUAUUUAAUUUAGAGGUAUAAAGAAGAUGGUAAGCAUGUAAAUGGCGCUUAGGACUCUUUGAACCUGUACCACCAGCUCCAAAAUAUGAUGAUGAAUUAAUCCAGCACAGUAACGAUCUUCAUUGGUUUCCUUCUCA
Messenger RNA from Glycine soja, 769 nucleotides. RefSeq lists its product as uncharacterized. The transcript is spliced from 3 exons. The coding region runs from base 139 to 447 and encodes 102 amino acids. The record is from RefSeq and is a predicted model, not a curated record. NCBI's taxonomy places the organism in Eukaryota, Viridiplantae, Streptophyta, Magnoliopsida, Fabales, Fabaceae.